Molecule: messenger RNA, 1012 nt
Organism: Hyla sarda
Lineage: Eukaryota; Metazoa; Chordata; Amphibia; Anura; Hylidae
Gene: MRPL9
Product: mitochondrial ribosomal protein L9
Biological process (GO): translation
Cellular component (GO): ribosome; mitochondrion
Molecular function (GO): structural constituent of ribosome
Source: RefSeq, a predicted model, not a curated record
CUUUCUGUUGACUAGAGGCCUCCCGCCGGUCAUGUGAUGCAGAGGGCGCACGCUGAUUGGCUUCAUAUUCGCACGUGUUGCCCUUGGAUGUCAGAGUCUCCGGGAUGUUGAGGACGUGCAGCCGCCUCCUGAGGAGCGAGACUCCGCGUGUCACCCAGAUCCGGGGCACGGUGAUCGUGGAGCGAUGGUGGAAGGUCCCUCUGGCCCCGGAGGGGGAGGAGCCAUACCUGCACCCCCGCCGACACCGCAUCUACCGGGUGCUGGAGGACACCAAGCAUGGCGCCAAGGGCAAGAUGGAGCUGAUCCUCACACAGAACGUGCACCGACUCGGCAGCCGCGGGGAUACGGUGACGGUGGAGAAACGUCUGGGGCGGAAUAAACUGCUGGCGGAAGGAUUGGCGGUGUAUGCCUCCCCCGAGAACAAGGCCAUGUACGAGGAGGAGAGGAGGAUGCAGCAGGCGGGUGAGCUCGGGGGCAGGAAACAGACUUGGACGGGCGAGAUGACGGUGAAUUAUCUGAAGACGUCGCGGCUGACGGUGGAAAUGAAGACAAGUCUUAGAUGGCGGCUGAACGAGGAGAUUGUGGCCCGAAAUUUACUGAAGAACUUAGGGGUUGUUGCCCCGGUAGACGCUGUGAAGAUCCCAGAUGAACCAAUCACCAGGUUCGGGGAAUACUGGUGUGAAGUGACGGUGAAUGGCAUCGAUACGGUGCGGAUGCCAAUGGAUGUUGUUAAUUUUAUGAAGCCAAAAACGAAACGCUACAAGUUCUGGUUAUCAAAGCAAACGAAAACAAUGCAAUCCACAGAGGCCGGCGUCACCUCAGAAUCACCAGCAGAGGGCGGCGUUACCUCAGAAUCACCAGCAGAGGGCGGCGGUGCCCCAAAAUCCACAACAGACUGAAGCGGCUGCAGGGGGCGCUGUGCGGCCAUUACUUGCUCUGUUUUUGGACCACACGCUGGGGACACAUCGCCCGUUCACAUUCUUCUUUGUAAUAAAAUAUCCUCCAUAUUGGA